AUGACCACUCUGCCACACCAAGACCAGAGCACGAAUGAUCCUCUUACAAACGGGAACACCAGCAAUGGAUAUGGAACAGAUAAGUUGUCACGAGCCACUGAAAUAGAACUCCUCCUCAAAGCGGUUCUUGCUCAACUAGUUCCGUUUCUCCACUCUGCCGACCAAGAGCUACAAGCGCAUCAGGCCAAUGAUGAUGUGGACGAAACCUCUCUCGUAGACACAAAAUCACCGUCCGAGCUGAAUUACACCCUCACCGAUGACGGGACAUUAUCUCUGCCUAAAUAUGGUUCUAGUCAGCUAGGUCUACUGCAUUCCUUGCGCUCCAUACUGUCAUAUUCAGUCAACACGUCUUCGCCAGGUUUUCUUGACAAACUCUACUCUGCGCCACUUGCACCAGGGAUUGCGGCAGAACUGAUACUUAGCAUACUGAACACGAACGUUCACGUAUACCAAGUCAGCCCUGUCCUCUCACUUAUAGAAACUCAUGUCACCAAAGCCCUCGCCUCUCUCUUCGGGUUUACAGGUCCGAGGACAGGUGGAAUAAAUGUCCAAGGCGGUUCGGCAAGCAACACGACCAGUAUCGUUGUUGCCAGAAAUACGCUCUACCCCGAAACAAAGAUCCAUGGUAACAAUGUUAACGGACUAGACCUCGUACUCUUCACCUCCGAACACGGCCACUACAGCAUCAGCAAAGCUGCACAACAAUGCGGCUUCGGUAGUGCUGCUGUCAUUUCCAUUCCAGUUGAUGAAGUGACCGGUCAAAUUAUGCCCUCUAGGUUCGAGGAAUUGGUAAUCGAGCAGAAGACCAGAGGCAAGACCCCUUUCUAUGUCAAUGCAACUGCAGGUACGACGGUGCUUGGGUCGUUCGACCCGUUCACGGAAAUCUCUGCGAUUGCCAAGAAGCAUGGGCUGUGGAUGCAUAUCGAUGGUGCAUGGGGCGGGGGCUUCGUAUUCUCCGACGCACUCCGACAAAGAUGGUUAAAAGGAACGGACUUGGCUGAUAGCAUUGCCAUCAACCCACAUAAAAUGCUGGGUGUUCCUGUUACCUGCAGCUUCCUGUUGCUGAAGGAUUUGCGGAGGGCUGAAAGGGCGUGUACAUUGCGAGCAGGCUACCUGUUCCACGAUGUUGAGGAGGAACAAGAUUCUGAGAACGAUGAGACUUUAGAACAGAGGCAGGUGGAAUCAAAUGGCCAGGACUCUCUUCAAAGCACCGUCGAUGACGACGAGAGCGAUUGGAACGCACCAACCGAUCUUGCAGAUCUCACCUUGCAGUGCGGCCGCCGUGGCGACAGCCUGAAACUCUUCCUCAGCUGGCAGUACUAUGGAACAUUGGGAUACGCGUCAAAGAUCGAGAAUGCGUACUCGAUCGCAACGUAUUUCGCGGAUGUGGUUUCGAAGAACCACAACUUCCUACUUGUCAGUGAGAACCCGCCGCCGUGCUUGCAAGUAUGCUUCUACUACGCACCUGGUCAAAAAUUGGUUUACGGCGUCUCGAAAGAUGCGACUGAAGGCGAUAAAACCAAAGCUGGCAAGAAAAACUCGGUGGUGACAUCGAGGAUCACACGAUCCUUAGUCCGGAAGGGUUUCAUGGUUGACUUCGCACCGGCAUUGGGACAUGAAGUUGAGAAGGGGACAUUUUUCCGAGUGGUGGUCAAUAUCAGUACGGUCAGGGAGACAGUGGAUAGAAUCGUCAGGGAUAUAGAGGCAGUAGGCAAGGAUGUGGUGAGAGCGCUGGGUACUGCUCGUGCUUCAGCUUGA
Exophiala bonariae is the source of this 1758-nucleotide messenger RNA. RefSeq lists its product as uncharacterized. Gene Ontology annotation, molecular function: pyridoxal phosphate binding; carboxy-lyase activity. Lineage: Eukaryota; Fungi; Ascomycota; Eurotiomycetes; Chaetothyriales; Herpotrichiellaceae. The transcript has a single exon. Gene Ontology annotation, cellular component: cytoplasm. The record is from RefSeq and is a predicted model, not a curated record. Gene Ontology annotation, biological process: carboxylic acid metabolic process. Bases 1 to 1758 code for a protein of 585 amino acids.